Messenger RNA from Ceutorhynchus assimilis (cabbage seed weevil), 1988 nucleotides. NCBI's taxonomy places the organism in Eukaryota, Metazoa, Arthropoda, Insecta, Coleoptera, Curculionidae. The record is from the annotation of a GenBank genome assembly.
UGGAGUGCAACGCGAUAUUAUGCACCGGCAUUUUUCAGUAAGUGCUUUUAUUCAAUAGAAGAAUUUUUGCAAUAUCUGGUCACAGAUUUGGAUUUUUAACUAGUUUUAAAUAGUCUUAACCAUAGUUACUUAGUACUGUCCUUUUAUAAACAAUGUUUGAAAAAUUUUAUACAGAUAAUGUGAUAUACUUAUACCCAUUACCUGAUAUAGUAUUUUAAUAAUUAUAAUAAUUGUAAAUGAUUGUAACCUAGAUUUAAGAUUUUGAUAACGCUAUGAAACUCUGUUUUAAGUCUGAAAUACUAUAUACAAUCUAUAACUCAACAAAAUUUACUACUGUAAAUCGUAUCACAGUCAAUCUUAAAACUAAAAAUUGCUAACUAAUACCGGCCUUUAUAUAUAUAUAUAUCCGUAAUCCAUUCUUCAUUCUUGUAAAAUCCAGAAUAAACGCGACAGCAUUUUCGCGACAAUAUCCUUUCCACUUAAGUACAUUUCACUGUUAAAUUUCAAACAGUCCUCCCAAAUUAACCAGCCAACUAUUUCAUCGAGUAGAUAACGUUAUAAACUCCUCUAGUACUAUGGAAUAGGUUAUUAGCAACAUACUCAAGUGGCAGGCUGGAGGGCUAAACUUUAGUUUUAUCAGCAAAACAAUUAAGAGAAAUUAAAUUGUACCCCCGAUGAUACGUGAUAUAAUGUAACUCCCGUGAAUAAUUGGGAUUGCCGGAUCCUGCAGCUGCUACAAAUUAUCUUGUAACGACAUAAGUUUCAAAGCUUUUGCCUAAUUAAACCGUUUAUGAAAGUCCAGGGGGCGGCAAAUAAAAUUACGAGCCUCGAAUUACUGCGAGAAUGGCGCAUUUAAAUUGGUGUUUUUACUAUGAUGUUUGGGUAAAAUCAAUAAAUUGUACUAAAGUAAUUUUGUUUUUCAGUGAACUUUAUGCCGGGUAUAACAAAAGCAGUUUCCAAAUACCUACUAGAAAACUAUAAUUGGUGAAUUCGAACUAACUUCUAGUUCAUUGUAACUUAACUUGUAAGUACUUAUUGUCGUUUUCAAACAUUACUGGAUUUCAAGUAAAGAAGUUUUCUACAUAACAAUUUCUCUCUCGCCGGAGUGUGUGUGGUAGAAAACUUUCAAAUUUUAGAGUGGAUUUCAAUUCAAAGUUCAGUCUAGUUUAAUUUCUGGCAUAUCGGGUUUUAUCGCGACGAAAUAGAACCUAGUGUAUGGGGGCCCUUCAAAGUUGUAUUUCCAUAGAAACGCCCUUUAAAUAAAACCAGCACGUCAGCUACAUACGCUGUCAUCAGCUUUUACCGCACGUCUCACAAAAUCUGACAUGUGUUUCCAGCCCAUAGUUGUUUAGCGAAUAGUGUGUCGAAACAAAAAAAAAACCUUUUGAGAUAAAAAAAUGAGCACCCCAUCGACGGAAAAAGAUGCCGGCGUUAAGGCUGUGGGUGAAACAGAAACCGAAGAAAAUGAAAGUCUCCUGGAGAAAUGUUGGGUGGAAGAGUAUAAGGGAGAUAGUAGAAAGUGGCUGAUUAGGGAUGCUUCUUCGAAAUUGCCGCACGGUUUAUUAUGUUCCACAAUGAAAGAGAGCUACCCGUGCCCCGUUCAGGAAAAAUCCAAUGAAAACGAUAUGGGAAUAAAAAAGCGGCUACUUUUGAAGAAAUUUUUUGAGGAAGCGGCUGAAGAAGUGAUAAAAGAACGUGAAGAUAUACAUAAAAAACGCGACUGGUGUACAGAAUACCAUACAAAUUUUAAAGCAGAUGGAUUUAAAGUUGAGGACAAAUUAUCCAGAAAUACAGAGAAUAUCCAGAAGUAUCCGUUAUACUCUUCAGCUCCAGUGUCAUACUACUCUUUCAAUCAAAAGAAAAAUCCCAAAGAAGUACUGCACGGUUUAACGAGAAUAACAGAUCAGCAAAAAAUAUUCAAAAGAAAUGGGCAAUUUACGAAACCCAUAACCGAGUCUCUGGAUUUUAUUGAAUUAUAAAAACAUCUU